Molecule: messenger RNA, 3243 nt
Organism: Colius striatus (speckled mousebird)
Lineage: Eukaryota; Metazoa; Chordata; Aves; Coliiformes; Coliidae
Gene: HDAC11
Product: histone deacetylase 11
Exons: 11
Coding region: 567-1553 (328 amino acids)
Molecular function (GO): histone deacetylase activity
Source: RefSeq, a predicted model, not a curated record
CCGCGAACCGCGCUGCCCCGGCGCCGCCUCCCCGGGCAGCAACCGCGGCGACGGAGGGGAGCGACGCCCGCCCACCAAGUCAAACUACCGCCGAUUUCGGCGGUUAAAAGGCUCCUAUCAUAUUGCGAGCAGCUGUGGAGGGAGGUGCGUUUUCUUCAAGGGGCCCGGCCCGUGCCAGCUGAAGAUAUGAACCCAACGGCUGCGGCCUAGAUUGUGUUCAGCACCUCCCGGAGUCGCCUCAGGAGCUCGCCUUGAGGCGUUUGCAGGCGGAGCAUCGGCCGCUUUCGUGCCGCGGGGGCCGUGGGGUGAAGACCACGGAGUGUCAGGAUGCCUUCACCUUGCCCUAGUCAGUCUUUCACUUUCUGUUUCAGCGCUGCUGAAGGCAGAGCGAGGGGGGAAAAAAAAUGGUAUGCAGACCAAAGUGCAGAAAAAGGUGAAGAAGUGGAGAUGAGGAACUUGGUGGUACAUGACCUCUGCAGAGCAGGCCUCACAGAACCGAGCUCUACGAGGCUCCUCCACCAGCAUGUUGGCCUAUCGUAUAUUCUCCAGACUACAACAUCACCUUCAUGGGACUUGAGAAGCUGCAUCCAUUCGAUGCAGGGAAAUGGGGGAAAGUCAUCAAUUUCCUGAAAGAAGAAAAACUAAUUGCAGAUGACUUGAUUGUACAGGCACGGGAAGCUACUGAUGAAGAUCUCUUGGUUGUUCACACAAGGCGCUACCUUAAUAAAUUAAAGUGGUCAUUUGUUGUGGCUACAAUCACAGAAAUUCCACCAGUUGCCUUUCUUCCCAAUUUUAUUGUUCAGAGAAAAGUUUUGAAACCUCUACGAACCCAGACAGGAGGAACAAUAAUGGCAGGAAAACUUGCUGUUGAUAGAGGCUGGGCAAUCAACGUGGGGGGUGGUUUUCAUCACUGCUCGAGUGACAAAGGUGGAGGAUUCUGUGCCUAUGCUGAUAUCACACUGGCUAUAAAAUUCUUAUUUGAAAGAGUGCAAGGAGUGUCUAAAGCCACCAUUAUUGAUCUGGAUGCCCAUCAGGGGAAUGGCCAUGAGAGGGACUUCAUGGACGAUCACCGGGUGUACAUUAUGGAUGCAUACAACAGAUACAUUUAUCCAGGGGAUGGAUUUGCUAAACGUGCCAUAAAACGCAAGGUGGAACUAGAGUGGGGCACAGAGGACACCGAAUAUCUUCAGAAGGUGCAUACUCACGUGGAAGGAGCGUUAAACGAAUUAAAACCCGACAUCAUUGUUUAUAAUGCUGGGACUGAUAUUCUGGAUGGUGAUCCCUUGGGAGGACUUGCUAUUUCCCCUCAGGGAAUUGUGAAGAGAGAUGAAGUCGUGUUCAAGGCUGCCAGAAGCCGCAGGAUCCCCAUCCUGAUGGUGACGUCUGGAGGUUACCAGAAGAGGACAGCACGGAUUAUUGCUGAUUCCAUCCUUAAUUUGCACAACUUGGGGCUUAUUGACAAGGAGCUGGCAACCAGUGGAGCUGAAAAUCCCAGGGUAGAACAGAUGAUUAGAGACUCUGCUAAAGACUUCAGCAAUUUGUCACUACAGUGAUAAGAUGCAAAAUUGUAGGCAGUGGCUUCCAGGUUUAGGAGCAGAAAGUCUCCACAUCAUUAGUAAGGUUAAUAGAACAUGUUGAGAAUGGCUCAACUUGCCUGUAAAAUAACACAGUACAGGUAACAUACAGUCACAGAAUAAUUGUAUCUAACUCCUGAAGCUAUCUUGAGCAAAGGCAACAAAUCCUUUUAAGCUAAUUGAAACAUAUUCGAGGGUACUGUCUUUCAGGUUAUAAUACUACUGUAGAAAGCUUUAAUUGCUUCUCUUUUUGUGAUGGAUGGUCUGUUAUAUCGAAAGAACUAUGCAGUUGGUAUCCAAAAGCUGUCCCAGACCUAUUUCAGAUGAUACAGUUUGGAUUGUGCUGGGAGAAAUAUGGACUAAACUUACUGGGAUUUUUUAGAUUCUAUAUGUUAUUUAUUGCUUUUUUCAUUUAGAUGUUUUUGUAAACUGAGUUCUGUGCAGGCUUUAACUGUUGGUUUAAUACUGAAGUGCAAUACUACAAAAACCAGUUCAGUUGGUAGGCUCUUAAGCCAAUUAGAAUAAAAGAUCAUUAAUUUAUAUUGUGUUCUUGCUGUUGAUAGUGACUUAGAUCCAACUUAUAAACACCCUGACAAAUAAAAAUACAAAAUGCCUUUGGCUGUGUAUGCAAAUGAGCCAUAGAGCUCAGAAUUAAGUCUAGUUUUUACCUCUUGAAAUGAGGCCUGUGUUUAAAAGGCAACAGUUACUAUGCAUCGUAAAUCACAGGUUAAAGAAACUGCAAUAGAAUGGAAAUGAAUUUUAGGCAUCUGAGAACUCUUGCAGAAAAUAUUGUGUAGAAACCUGGGGUAUCUUACUAUUGCCAGCUUGUCAUGUGUAAGGCAGUGAAGAGUAAAUUCUGAUUAUUCCUUUUUUGCUUGCUCAAAGAGUAAUGGUGCUCGUAGCUGCAGUCAUCACUGGUAACCACAGUGCUCAUGCUGACACAUAAACCAUGGCAUUUCUGCAUUAAGUUCAUGUGCUACCUUUACAUGGGGGCUUCUAGGAGGCUUUGGGAACAAAAGAAGAUUCAAAAGCACUAAGUGUAAAGUUGGGUUUAUAUUUAGCUCGGUGUGUUUUGCAUUAGGUACUGUUUGUAGCAUUGAGUUGUAAAUCUACUAAGCUGUAUAUUUUGCAAGAGCUUUUUUUGACUUCCCAGUGCUCACUUGAUUUGUAGCACGAGUUUCAUGUCAUGUUUAGGUUUGAACCUUUCUAUGAAGGAAGAUCAAUGUUUUCCUUGUAGUAGAACUGAUGUGUAAGCUAUUUAAGGAAUGUUUAAUUCUAAUUAGAACACUUACCUCACUUAGUGUUACUUUCUUUUCGAUAGAGGUUUGUUAAUGGUAAGAACUUGCACAGUUGCUAUAAAUAGCUGCUUUCAAACAGAUUUGACAUAUUGCACUAAUCUUGAGUUGCACCACUCUUAUUAAAAAGCACUUUGAAAUUUCCUACUAGAAGGACCAUCAGAGUACAACUAAUGCUGAGGUUUAUUUUUUCUAUCCUGUCUGAUGUUACUGAAAGAUGUUGUUGUUCUUUCACAUCAUUUUUAUAAAGUGAUAAAUGACAUUUCUAUCAGCUGUCACAGUACCAUGUGGUCUCUUCCAAAAUAUUUCCUGUUUGUGUUAACAUGUUUAUAUUAUUUCCCCCUCAGUGGAGAUUAAAAUGAUGUUGAACAAUG